GACACCACUCUUCUUCUCUUCUAUUCCAUGAGCUUGGUCCCUUUCGACAUGUUUGGGCCAAACAGUUUGGCCAUUAAUUGCCAUUAAUGAGACACUCUUUUAAGUUUUCUACUAACUUUUUCUCUUUGUGUAUUUCUUUCCCAAAAAACCAUUCUUUUGAAGUUUGGGAGGGGGGAGAAGAAAACUGAAAAUGGACAGAAAUCAAGAAAUUGCAUUGGCUAAAAUGAGGAAAUCAGUUGAAAAGCCUGGAUCUUCCACUGAAAGUUAUGGAGAGAAGACAUUGAUGAGGUUCUUGAUUGCAAGAUCAAUGAACCCAGAGAAAGCUGCAAAGAUGUUUUGUCAGUGGAAAAAAUGGAGGGCUGAAAUGGUUCCAACUGGGUACAUCACUGAUUCUGAAGUUGCAGAUGAAUCAGCAGCUGAAAAAGUUUAUUUACAGGGAUUGUCCAAGAAUGGGUAUCCUGUUGCUAUAAUCAAACUUAACAAGCAUUUUGCUUCCAAGGAUCAAGUUCAAUUCAAGAAAUUCGUGGUUCAUGCACUCGACAAAACAAUUGCAAGUUCAUUCAAUGGUAGAGAAAUAGGAAAUGAGAAACUUAUUGCAAUUCUUGAUCUCCAGAAUAUUACCUAUAGCAAUGUUGAUACUCGUGGAUUGAUCACUGGUUUUCAGUUUUUACAGGCAUACUACCCUGAGCGCUUAGCUACUUGUUACCUUUUACACAUGCCACAAUUCUUUGUCACUGUAUGGCGAUUUAUAUGUCGCUUCCUUGAUAAAGCAACUCAACGGAAGAUGAGGAUUGUCAUGAGUGAAGAACAGAAGCAAGAGUUCAUCCGAGAGGUCGGUGAAGACGUCUUACCGGAGGAGUAUGGAGGGCGCGCUAAACUUGUACUUUUGCAGGAUGUUGCUGUGAACUACUAACACUAACAUAAAGUAGAGGAAUAAUAGAAAUGUGAAAUAAGAUGAAAAAGAAUAGCUCCAUAGACAUACUACUCCACUAUUUAUGUUACUAAAAAUUUUACAUCUUG
Solanum tuberosum (potato) is the source of this 1020-nucleotide messenger RNA. Its product is annotated as SEC14 cytosolic factor-like. NCBI's taxonomy places the organism in Eukaryota, Viridiplantae, Streptophyta, Magnoliopsida, Solanales, Solanaceae. The coding region runs from base 191 to 913 and encodes 240 amino acids. The transcript is spliced from 6 exons. The record is from RefSeq and is a predicted model, not a curated record.